AUGUGCAAAAGCAAGCCACAACGAUCAAAUAGAAUAUUUGUAAAAUUUGCAUUUCCGAAAGUUCUUAAAUCAAAUUUACAUGAUAUCACUUUUUCAACUGGUUUUUGGAAUAGUCGAUAUUAUCGAUAUGAUCCAUGGUAUGGUCCUCAUCGACUUUUUCUCUCAUUUAAUUCACAAUCGAUGAGAGUAACUGGAUCUGGAGAAGAUGAUAUUGAAGGUUUCUAUUCACAUAGAACUCGUCGAAGUGGUCUCAGAAAAAUAUAUCGAUCAGACAAGUUUAUUGAAUUAACAGAUUUUGAACAUGAAAUUAUAAUUCAACUUAUUUGGAAUGCUACAGAAAAAGAAUUUAAAGGCCAAUGGUAUGACGACACGAAAUUAAACAAAGUAAAAGGUGCCUUUGAACUAACACAUGAUGAUGAACUAAGCCAAUUUGUACUUGAAAAAGUUUGA
This is a messenger RNA of Rotaria sp. Silwood1, 450 nucleotides long. The record is from the annotation of a GenBank genome assembly. NCBI's taxonomy places the organism in Eukaryota, Metazoa, Rotifera, Eurotatoria, Philodinida, Philodinidae.